CGUUGACAGUAAACUUUCAACCGUUUAGGUGCUAGGUGGCGAUGUCGUCCAGAAGGGUUGAUUUUACCAUCGAAAAUUUACGAUUCCCGCCAAAAACUCGACAUUUGAAAAAAAUUUUAAAUUUUAUUCUAACUCGUUUCGGUCUGCUAUGCGCUGUUUGUUUGUAUCUUUUGGCCGGAGCUUUUUUGUUUCAAUGUUUAGAAUCGAGACACGAACUGAAGCAACAGGGUUUAAUGCAACAGCAACGAAUUAAUUGUUUGAAAGAACUUUGGAUUAUUACAGAGAAACUGAAUGUAUUGUAUGCAAAAAACUGGACUCAGUUGGCUCAUCAGCACAUUCGUACAUAUGAAGAACACCUUUCAGAAUUAACAACUGAUUUUAACGGUAUAGAAGAAAUUUUAAAUCCUCAUCAACGAUGGACUUUCAUUAGAUCAUUUCAUUACUCGUUAUCGCUCAUGACAACGAUAGGAAAUGCCGGUUUAUCGCCUAAAACUCUGCAAGGCAAAUUGUUCACAAUUUUGUACGCCAUUUUGGGAAUACCUCUAAUGUUUCUUCUUUUGUCAAACUGCGGUUACUUGAUUGCUGAUGGUUUGAAAUUAAUUUGCUUUAAAUUAAAUUGGUACUUCUAUAUUGAAGAUUCGAGAGUAGGGUUGAAUGAAAAUCAAGAACCUACGAUAUCAAUUGUACCAACUGUCAAACAAACUAUUGUUGAAUUACAAAAUGGAAGUAGUGGAGCACCUACCACAACUUUGGCAUCGGAACGAAAGCUCAGAAAUAUGAGUAACACGUGUUGCCACGGUUUUGAAAGUAUAAGACUGCGUGAUUUAAAAUCAUCUUCGAAGUGUAAAGAUGAGAAUUCAUCAAGCAAUUUUAAACCAUCAAAUUGCUCAACCAAUUGUAGAAAUUACCCAGAAUCGAUACGGUUAAUUUCUACAGAAAUCCCGGCUAUUUUAGCAGUAUUAUUAUUAGUCUCGUACAUAAAUCUUGGAAGUUUAGCAAUGACUGUUUGGAAAGAUUAUUCGUUUCUGGACGCUUCGUUUUUUUGGUUUUUUAGCCUAACGACGAUCGGUCAAAAAGAUAACAACUAUGUACAAUCUAAUGAAAUAACGUAUACUUCCAAUAUAAAUUUUAUUUGUUAUUUGUGUAUUUUUACAAUAAUUGGAUUAAUUAUUACCGCUUCUGUUUUUGUUAUGUUAAUAGAUAAGAAUUUUUUAAGAUGUAAUUUCAUUUGUUCAAAUUUCAUUCACCAAGAACAAAACGUUCAUUUAUAGUAAAAGCAAACGUAUCUGUGUUCAUUUAUUUGUGUUGACCUGUCUUGACAUUUUGAUGAGAUGAAUUGGAUCAAUUUUGUGAGAACGGAUUUCACAUCAAUUUGUAUGAAAAAUUCAAUUUUUAAAUCUCAUCUGCGUUUUUUAUUAAAAUUACUUGAUCCAUCACCUAUACCUACUUGUUAUCGUAAUAUGUAAUGAUCAAAUGAUGAUAGUUCUUUGAAAACGUUCGUUUCUUCGAAAAAAAUUGUUAAUCAGAAGUCUUAAUAUGAAUCAUUACGACUACGAGAAACACAAAAAAACUACGUAGUGUAGGUACUAGGUUAGUAGGUAGGUAGAUGUUAGUUUAGUAUUCAGUUAGAAAUAUGAUUUCAAAGGUUUCAUUAUUCGCGAAUUAGCCAAGUUUUAAAUGUCACACCAACUUUCACUUUCAGUUCCAGCAGAAAAGUAGGAUUUAUAUAUUGUGCUACUAGGUAUAUAAUGGGUAAUAUGAUUUCACAUUUAUUCGAGAAGAAAAAAAUGAGCGUUAUGAUGAUUGGUCUGGAUGAUGCUGGUAAAUCGACUGUAGCAUACAAAUUAGCACCAGAUAAAGUCUGUACAACAAUUCCUAAAUGUGGUCACAGAAUCGAAACGUUUAAUUAUAAAAAUAUUAUUUUUGAUAGUUGGGAUCUUUUUGGCGCAGAUGAACAAACACCUAUACUGAGGCAUUUUUCCAGAAAAAAACAAGGUUUAAUAUUUGUAGUAGAUAGUAUCGACAAGGAAAGGAUUGGCGAAGCAGAGGCAGAACUGAUGAGAACAUUAUUAUACCUGGAUAAUACUGUACCUGUUCUGAUAUUCGCGAAUAAACAGGAUUUGCCCAAUGCCAUGAAUAUUACAGAAAUAACUGACGAAUUGUGUCUUCAGUCGGUUCGUUAUCGAAAUUGGGUUGUUCAAGGUAUCAGCGCUUCUAAAGGGGAUGGUAUUGACGAAGGACUGGAAUGGCUCAUUGAUCAGGUCGAAAGGACCAAAAUUGAAGCCAAUCAUCGGAUGUACUCGUACGGUGGACAUGAAUCGCAAAAUGUAGAAACGUAUCAAGGUACAUAUGUUUAUUCCGGCGGUGAUUCGUGAAUUCAGUGAAUUAUGGUUUGAAACGUUGCCAUAUUGACUGGUAAUAAUUCAAGAAAAAAAAAUGUUUUGUUUUUUAUCAGGUAUUUAAAGUAAAAUAUUGCUCUAGAAGAAAUAUUAUGUAGGUACUUAUGCCAGUUUUUCGGUAUCUCGUAGUUAGGUACUCGCAUUUACAAUGGUUUUAUGACGAAUAAAAAGUUUUGAUUUGUUUGUUAUUUCA
This is a messenger RNA of Planococcus citri (citrus mealybug), 2592 nucleotides long. Its product is annotated as potassium channel subfamily K member 18-like. The coding region runs from base 42 to 1271 and encodes 409 amino acids. Gene Ontology annotation, cellular component: plasma membrane. NCBI's taxonomy places the organism in Eukaryota, Metazoa, Arthropoda, Insecta, Hemiptera, Pseudococcidae. The record is from RefSeq and is a predicted model, not a curated record. Gene Ontology annotation, molecular function: outward rectifier potassium channel activity; potassium ion leak channel activity. The transcript has 10 exons. Gene Ontology annotation, biological process: potassium ion transmembrane transport; stabilization of membrane potential.